UUUUUUUUUUUUUCCUUUAUAUUUCUUUAUUUUAUUCUUGUUUCAAUAAAUGGAUUGGUCACAUAUUGAUCUUUGGCUUUUGAAAAUAUAUAAACAAACAAUCUUAAUUCCUAAAUUUGAACGUUCCAAUAAAAAUUAUCAAAUAUUAACAAAACUUGAAAAUUCAAACUUUAAUUCCAUUGAAUUAAUAGAUUAUAUUCUUAGAAACAAAAAUGAUUUUGAAUUAUCAGAUGAAUCUAUACAACAUGUUGAAUCACUUGCAACAAUAGCAAAUGCACUUGGAAUGGAAAAUACUGAAUUAAGCAAUUACAUUACUUCAAUAUCUAAAUUAACAAUUGAUAAAAUGGAAGCAAGUCAUGAACUAACUGCAUUAAUCGAUGUUGAACAUAAAAUAGAUAGUCUUCAAUAUGAGGCAACGUUGGAGUUAGAUAAAAUGAAAAAACUUUUAGAUAAAAUACGAAAAGAGCAUAAUGUGAAUGAACAAAAUAGAAAAGACAAUCGAAUAAUUCAAUCAGUUCAAGAAAAAUCAAAUGAACUUGCAAAUUUACAAAAAACAUAUGAUGAAUUAGGAAUUGAAGAGCAGGAUUUAAGAUUAACAGAUAUUCAUGAACUGGAAUCAAAAAGGAAUUCUCUUGUAAAAGCCAUAAAAGAAAAAGAUGAAAAACUUUUGUCUUUUCAGGGAUUACCAUUGGUAAAUAAUUAUACACAUGUGGUGUAGUAGCUAUUUUUUUCGUUUAAUAAUUCAAUUGUUAGGAUAUGGCACGUGCUUCAAUGAAAAUUAGAGAAACGGAAAAAGAAUUGGAAAAGUUAGAAGUAGAAAGGGAAAACCUGAUUUCAGAUAUUGCAAAGAGUGUACAUUGACUGUCUUGGUAUAAUGUGACUUUUUUUUUGUCAAGUAGACGACACGCAAUUUUGGAGAACUAAACUAUCUCUCCCUCUCCCC
This is a messenger RNA of Cokeromyces recurvatus, 943 nucleotides long. RefSeq lists its product as uncharacterized. NCBI's taxonomy places the organism in Eukaryota, Fungi, Mucoromycota, Mucoromycetes, Mucorales, Mucoraceae. Bases 50 to 718 code for a protein of 222 amino acids. The record is from RefSeq and is a predicted model, not a curated record. The transcript is spliced from 7 exons.